Molecule: messenger RNA, 2790 nt
Organism: Galleria mellonella (greater wax moth)
Lineage: Eukaryota; Metazoa; Arthropoda; Insecta; Lepidoptera; Pyralidae
Exons: 3
Coding region: 1-2790 (929 amino acids)
Biological process (GO): DNA integration
Molecular function (GO): nucleic acid binding
Source: RefSeq, a predicted model, not a curated record
AUGUCAGUUUACGGGAGCGUGCCAUUAUUUGACUGUAAAAGUGAUGAGUGGGGAGUUCAUAGUGCACAGUUGAAAAAUUUCUUUGUGGCUAAUGGUAUUAACGAUACAAGCGACGUGAAUGGUGUUAAACGACGUGCUAUAUUACUUAAUUGCAUGUCACAGGACUCAUAUCGGUUAACUCGUGAUUUGUUAUUUCCAAUUGUGCCCGAGUCGGCCACCUACAGUGUGAUUGUAGAUACUUUGGAUGCUCAUUUUCAACCGAAAAAGUGCAUAUAUGCGGAACGGCAGAAAUUCUAUUCGGCUAAGAAAGACCCCCACGAGUCCCUACCAGAAUAUGCUGCGCGUAUUCGUGGCUUGGCAUCUACAUGUCAGUUUGGUACUUCGCUAGAAAUGUGUAUGACGGAUCGUUUCGUCCUCGGCGUUGACUCCCCAGUUGUACGAGAGAAGUUAUUUCGGGAUGAUCCUGGACAACUCAAAUUAACACGAGCAGUCGAGGUAGCAGGAGCAGUAGAAAGCGCGCAACGGGUUGCGUGUUCAAAUCUGGCAGCGCUCAAUAUUAAAUCUGAAUCGGUGCUAUGUUCUGAGGGUGCGCCAAUGACUGUGGCGGUGACCGCGGACGGGAAACCGUUUAGCAUGGAAAUAGACUCGGGCAGCGCGGUGUCGGCAAUGCCGUCAGCGGUGUGGCGCAGGUAUUUUGUAAAACCCAUCCACUCGGAGGGCGCUGUCCCAAAAUUUUGUAAAGCUAGAACAGUGCCCUUUGCACUCAAGGACAAAGUGAGUGCGGAGUUAGAUAGACUGGUACGGAUAGGUGUUUUAAAACCGGUUUCUUAUUCGAAGUACGCGUCACCGAUUGUUGCCGUUUUAAAAAAGAACAACGAAGUACGUAUCUGUGGCGAUUAUUCAGGUACAAUUAAUAAAAUAUUAAAAGUGGAUUCGUAUCCACUACCCAAAUUGAAUGAGUUAUGUGCUUCCUUGCACGGUUGUCGCUAUUUUAGCAAGCUCGAUUUGUCACAAAGCUAUAAUAAAUUGUUACUAGACGACCAGUCUCAAGAAUACACAUGUAUAAAUACACAUAAGGGGUUAUUUGUUUACACUCGGCUAGUGUUUGGCUUAGCAAACGCACCAGCGCUAUUCCAGCGUGCAAUAGUUCAAUUGUUGAACGGCAUAGAUGGAGUCGUAUGUUUCCUCGACGAUGUGCUUAUUGCCGCAUUUACUCCCGAAUUACACUGGGAACGCGUAGAACAAGUUUUGAUUCGACUAAGAGAUGCUGGACUUAUAUUGCAAAAAUCUAAAUGCUAUUUUCUUCAGGAAAAAGUGGAAUAUCUGGGGUUUAUCAUAGAUCGGGAGAGAAUUCACAAAAAUCCAGAUAAAAUUAGAGCAAUUAUUGAUGUCAAGGUUCCUAUGAAUACGAAACAAUUAAAAUCGUUUUUAGGAAUUGUAAAUUUUUAUCACAGUUUCAUAUCGCAAGCGGCGGCGUUACUAGAACCACUACACACUUUGUUGCGAAAGGAUAUCGAGUGGGAGUGGACAGACGAGCACCAAAAAGCGUUUAAUGCUGUUAAAAGGGAAUUGAGUUCAUCACGAGUGUUAGCUCACUAUGACCCCCGACAGCAGCUCGUGCUUACCGUAGACGCGGCGCCAAGUGGGCUGGGCGCGGUUCUAGCAGCGCGAUACCACGACGGUGCCGAACGUCCCAUCUGCUAUGCGUCACGAGCAUUAAACAAAAGCGAACGUGCAUAUAGCCAGAUUCAAAAGGAGGCGACGGCCAUCAUUUAUGGUAUCAAAAAAUUCCACCAGUAUCUUUAUGGCCGUCAGCAACCAUUCAUUUUGAGAACCGAUCACAAACCCUUGUUGUCAAUUUUUUCGCCAGAAAAAGGAGUACCUCAAAUGACUGAAUCUAGGCUUCAACGAUAUGCAUUAUUUCUCGCUGCUUAUAAUUACAAAAUUGAAUUCGUUAGCAGUGGAAACAAUGUUGCUGAUUAUUUAAGUCGGUUUCCUGUGGAAAUGGAACCGCAAGAAGUAAUUAAUGACACCGAAAUGCCUAGUUAUAUUAACGCACUAGCGGCGGCCGGUGCGACAUUGCCCGCCUCAUUGGAGGAGAUGCGGUCGUCUACUGCUGCCGACAUUACACUUUCUGAUGUAAUACAAUAUAUAAAUAAAGGGUGGCCACGGAAAGUACGAGUAGAAUUGCUGCCGUACAGCCGGUGUCAGCACGAGCUUCAUGUUGACAAUGGAUGUUUAAUGCGCGGACAUCGCGUGGUCGUACCCGAGGUAUACAGGUCGGCUGUGAUACAAGAACUCCAUGCUGCGCAUUUAGGCAUAAUGAAAAUGAAGUCGUUGGCUCGAGAGCGUUGUUGGUACCCGGGUAUCGACCGUGAUAUUGAACAAACAGUGUCCAACUGUGAUCGUUGCAUUUCCGUUCGGUCAGCUCCCCCGAAAGCUCACAUGGAAUCAUGGAAUUGGCCUGUAUCUGUUUUUGAUAGAAUUCAUUUGGACUAUCUUGGGCCCUUAAGUAGUAAAAUAUUUCUUGUUUUAGUCGAUGCUCAUAGUAAAUGGAUUGAAUGCUUGGAUAUGCCAAAUAUGACGUCUCAAAGUUUAAUUUUAAAUUUAAAAAAAGUAUUUUCGAGAUUCGGUUUGCCUAAAACAAUUGUGACAGACAACGCAACAACUUUUACGUCUUCUGAGUUCGGAAAAUUUUGUGACGUCAACGGUAUCACUCACAUAUUGUCUCCCGUUUAUUCGCCGCAAAGUAAUGGACUCGCCGAAAACGCGGUUAAAACAUGCAAAUGA